UGGAGCAAACUCGGUUUCAUGGGCAGUUUUGACAGUUUGGACGAAUUUGACUAUAACUUUCUUAUCUGAAGUCCAAAUGACGUGAUUCCAAUUUUAAAAGAUCAUCAACUCAUUGUAGUUAUGAUCUGGAAAAGUUGCGAUCGAAAAGAGAAAGCAUGAAUCGUGGCCGAAAGUUGCAAGUCACGCUUCGGAUCCAGAAAAGCAAAAUGAGAAGGGUGUACUAUCUCCUCCAUAACUUUCGAUUGGGAGCUCGGAUUGCUUCGCCGUUUGUUUCACAGUAAACUAGACAUCAAGAGCUUUCCAUAGACACCAAGAUCGUAAUUUUUGGUGGAGAUUUGGCCCUUCAUCGAGCAGUUACAAUCUGAGCAAAAUUCUGGUUGCUGACAUCAUGGCUUACAUCAUGGAGACAACUCACCUAACAUGCCACUACGAAUUUCAUCAUUUCAUCUACUUUUGCCCUUCAGAAACUCCUAUAAAUAGACCCUUAAUCUGCUCUCAUUGAUCACACAACAACAAGAAACACAAAAACAAAGAGUAGAAGAAGAUUUGGAGGCUUGGAGCAUGAAGAACAAGCCUUGAAGAUCUAGAGAAGCUUUCUCUUUCUCUUCUCUCUAUCUUUAUGUUUUUUUUAUCAUUUGAUGAUGUCUCUUGAUCAUUUCAUGGCUCUAGAGUAGUUCUCUUGUUAUGGGAUAGGUUGAAUUUGGUUUGAUGAAUAAGCUUGUGCUUGAUUGAUGAUAUUGUGUUCAUAUGCUCAUGGUGUUGAAAUCUUGAGUCUUAAUGCUUGUUCUUGAAUUAAUUCUUGAUCAUGAUUCUAUAAACAUGUUUUGAAUUGAGAAAUCCAAGCAUGUUAUGAACAAGAUUAUCAUCUAGAAGUCAUGAUUCAUUGAGAAAUGAUCUUGAAUUCUCUAGGAACAUUGAUUAAACAUGAACUUGUAAUGCUCUUAGAACUUAUAUUUCAUCAUUGAGAAAUGAGAAAAUUUGAAGUAUCUAAGUAAGAAGAUUUGAUCUUUUGAGAGAAAGAUGAUCUUGGAUUAGAGUUUAAAGUUCCACCAUGAAUGCAUAUAAAUCACAUAAUCAUAUUCUUAGUGCUUGUUCAUCGAAUUAAGUUCAUACCGAUUCCCAUAACGUCUUUUGAUAUUGAAUCCAACUUUGUUUUUCCCAUCCUCUUUGAUAAUCAAAAGUUUGAAUCUUGAUUUAGUUCACUAGAUUUUUAGAAAUAUUGUUAGAAACAAAAUUCCAUUCCCUUGGGACGAACCUUAAGUACCAUCGAUAUAACCGUGCACUUGCGGUUGUGUGUGCUUAAGUGACUUAUAAAUAUUAAAGCUUGAUCAAACUACGCACACUACUUAGCACGCAUCAAGUUUUUGGCGCCGUUGCCGGGGAACUCGUGAAAAUUGUUUUUGACGAUAACUCUUUUAGUCUUGUGAACUUUCACCACGCCUUAAGUAAAUCCAUCUUUUUGUAAUCUUGAUAAAUUUGUUCAUUUCGUCUUUCUUGUUUAUAAUCCAUUUUCCCUUUAUAUUUUUAUUUCUAGUAUACUUUGAAAUUUUUCUUUUGAAUAUUACAGGAUGUUCGGUGCAUGACCCGAAGUAGUGGAAGUGACAACUUGCAACCAUACGACCCCGAAAUUGAAAGAACGUAUAUCACUCGAAGAAGACAAACAAAAAUGGUGGGCGUCAAUAAUCAACCACCACGACUUCCACCACCCCCUCAAGCACCAGAACCAGCCUUACGACGGGAGCCACGAGCCGAGACGUACGGUGACUACAACUCACCCAAACCCACAGAAUUCCUGUCAUGCAUCCGAAGGCCACCGAUCAAUCGAACAAACUUUGAGCUCAAACCAGCAUUUAUUCAAAUGCUCGCAAGCAAAACUUUCGGAGGAUGGCCUCAUGAAGAUCCCAAUGUUCACCUCGCAACAUUCAAGAAAAUGUGCAAAUCAAUGAUUGUCGAAGGCGUAUCUGAAGAGGCAAUCUUUUUAUGGGCGUUCCCAUACUCCCUGGGCGAUAAAGCGGAACAAUGGUUAUUCAACUUAAAACCUGAUUCCAUCCAUACAUGGGAACAAAUGGAGCACAAGUUCUUGGAGGAGUACUUUCCGCCUCACAAGACGGCAAAUUUCAAGGUGAAAAUCAAUAAUUUUGUUCAAGAAAACGGCGAAAGUCUUUACGACGCUUGGCAAAGGUUCAAAGGUUACCAACGAGCGUGCCAACAUCAUGGCAUGGAUCGAAGGCACCUAAUCUCAACCUUCGUUGAAGGGUUAAGGAAAGACAUAAGACGUUGGAUAAAUGCCGCUGCUGGAGGUUCUAUCCGCAACCUCACUUUUGAGCAUCUCGAGGAAUUAAUUGAAGAAAUGGCGAGAGAUCGGGGCGAUGACAUGGAUGAGUACGACCGAAGGGGAAACAUAAAGUCUAAGGGUGAGUCAAGUGAAGUCCAAUCCCUACGAGCACAAGUCGCCAAACUCACAGUUCUAUUGGAGAAUUCAAAUGCGGUGACAUCAAUUCCACAAGACUCAAGCUACAAUUACACCAUGCAGACCCAAGAACAAGAGGUCGAGAAUGUCAACUAUGUGGCGAACAACCCCUACUCAAAUACAUACAAUCCAGGUUGGCGUAAUCACCCAAACUUUUCUUACAAAAACACCGGAAACACAGAAAAUCUGGCCAAUCAACCCCAAGCCCCAAGAAUACUCCAAAGACCCCAACAUUUUCAACCAUACGAGCAACGCUAUCAACCACAAGUAGCGCAACCCGUACUUGCACCGCAGCCGCAACCCGAAGAUGAGCUUAAGGAAUUACUCCUAAGCAUGCAGAAACAACUGUCUGCUGAUAUUAGACAAACAAACAACGAGAUUCGAGGGAUGAAGAAUGAUCAAGACGAUAUCCGCAAACAAGUCGAGGGAAUCAACACACAUCUGAAGCUCCUAGACAAUCAAGUUGCCCAAAUGGCGUCAUCUUCAUCAAGGCCCAUGGGAACACUUCCUGGAAGACCUGAGCCUAACCCUCGGGAGCAUUGUAAUGUUGUUGAGCUAAGAAGCGGGAGAAAACUUGAAGAUAUUAAAUCCAAGGAGAAACAAAUCAAUAAAGACGGAGGUAAAGACGAUGUUGUCGAUUCCGACCCUGACAUCAAGGUGGCAAAAGAAGACAUACAAGAGAAGUCAUACAUUCUACCAUCACCAUACAAGCCACACGUGCCUUUCCCUCAAAGGUUGAGAAAACGUGACGAUGACAGUCAAUUCGCAAAGUUUGCUGAUAUGCUGAAGAAAAUGGAGGUAAACUUGCCUUUCACUGAAGUUAUCCUCAAGAUGCCAUCCUAUGCAAAAUUCUUAAAAGAUAUAUUAUCGAAGAAAAGGACGAUUCAAGAAGAGACCAUCGCGCUAAACUCUGAAUGUAGCGCAAUUCUGAAGCAUGAGCUACCCCAAAAGAUGAAAGAUCCUGGAAGCUUCUCGAUCCCUUGCACCCUAGGUAAUGUCUCAAUUAAAAAGGCAUUAUGUGAUCUUGGAGCUAGCGUGAGCCUUAUGCCUCUGUCAAUAUGCAAAAUGCUCAACAUUGGAGAACUCAAACCGACGAGGAUGACUCUACAACUGGCAGAUCGCUCAAUCAAAUAUCCCAUUGGGAUUCUUGAAGAUGUCCCACUUAAGGUCGGGAAUUUUUAUGUCCCUGUCGAUUUUGUGGUCAUGGAAAUGGAUGAAGACUCAAAUAUUCCAAUCAUACUCGGACGCCCAUUCUUGGCCACUGCUGGAGCAGUUAUCAACGUAAAAGAGGGUCAUUUGACAUUGUCAAUAGGAGAAGAAAAAGUAGAGUUCAAGCUCGCUCAAUCGCUCAAACAACCCUCCGUGGAUGAUACGUGUUGUUACAUCGACGUCCUUGAACAAUUGGCAGACGAGAUAUUGGAAGAAUUACGCGAGGUUGAUCCCCUAGAAGUGGCCCUCAUGGCAAGCAAAGUAGAGACAUGCGUAGAUCAAGAAGAGGUGAACGUAUACUCCGAAAUCCUUGACGAAGAAGCUACAAUAUGCUCUAUGGAGACGCCUUGCCCCAUACACAAUGAAGUCGACGACAUCGAAUCACCACAACACGAUGAGAUUGUACCUAACAAGAAUUCCAAAUUGCGGUACCAUGACGAAUCAACCUCACCAGAGCUCCAUGAUGUUUGCCUUGUUGAAGAAGCAACCACAAAAACCAAAAACGACAUCGCCGAUGAAUGGGAUCCUAAGGUUGCACCAAAGGUGGAGUUGAAGCCGUUGCCACCAGGACUGAGGUAUGAAUUUCUUGGACCUAAUUCUUCAUACCCUGUCAUCAUUAAUGCCUCAUUGAAUGAACUGCACACCUCUAAGUUGUUAGAUACACUUAGAAAUCACAGAAAGGCGAUAGGGUAUUCAUUAGAUGAUAUGAAAGGCAUACACCCAUCCAUUUGCAUGCAUAGAAUUUUGAUGGAGGAUGGAUAUAAACCCUCAAUUGAGCACCAAAGACGUUUAAACCCGAAUAUGAAAGAAGUGGUUAAGAAAGAAAUCUUGAAACUACUCGAUGCUGGAAUAAUCUACCCUAUCUCUGAUAGUGAGUGGGUUAGUCCUGUUCAGGUAGUUCCAAAGAAAGGGGGAACAACUGUAGUCAAGAAUGAACGAAAUGAACUUAUCCCGACUAGGAUUGUAACUGGUUGGCGAAUGUGCAUUGAUUACAGAAAACUUAACAAAGCCACGCGCAAAGACCAUUUCCCCUUGCCCUUCAUUGACCAAAUGCUAGAAAGAUUAGCAAAACACAAAUACUUUUGCUUUCUAGAUGGCUACUCAGGUUUCUUUCAAAUUCCUAUCCAUCCUUCAGACCAAGAGAAAACCACAUUCACUUGUCCCUACGGAACAUUUGCCUAUAGGCGUAUGCCUUUUGGUUUAUGUAACGCACCAGCCACAUUUCAACGAUGCAUGAUGUCUAUAUUCUCUGAGUUUAUUGAGGACAUCAUGGAGGUAUUCAUGGACGAUUUCUCUGUCUAUGGUUCCUCCUUUGAUGUGUGUUUAAUGAAUCUUGCUCGAGUCUUAGACAGGUGUGAACAGGUAAACUUGGUUUUGAAUUGGGAAAAAUGUCACUUCAUGGUGCAAGAAGGAAUCGUUCUGGGACACAAAAUUUCUGAAAAAGGAAUCGAGGUUGAUCGGGCUAAAAUCGAGGUGAUUGAGCAAAUGAUACCCCCAACCAAUGUCAAAGGCAUCCGAAGCUUCCUAGGACAUGCAGGAUUCUACCGACGUUUCAUCAAAGACUUUUCAAAAAUUUCAAAACCUUUGACGGAGCUAUUGGGGAAGGAUAUUCAAUUUGUCUUUACAAAGCAAUGUCAUGAGGCGUUUGAGACUCUGAAGAAGUCAUUGAUCUCUCCACCGAUCAUUCAACCACCUGACUGGGGAAAGCCUUUCGAGCUGAUGUGCGACGCAAGUGACUAUGCCGUUGGAGCAGUCCUAGGUCAAAGAAAAGACAAGAAACUUCAUGCGAUAUACUAUGCAAGUCGAACCCUAGAUGACGCACAAAUCAACUACGCCACCACAGAGAAAGAAUUACUUGCAAUAGUUUUCGCAUUUGAGAAGUUUCGAUCAUAUUUGGUUGGAUCAAAGGUGAUUGUUUAUACCGAUCAUGCUGCUCUACGGUAUCUUCUCUCCAAGAAAGAUGCAAAGCCACGGUUGAUACGAUGGAUCCUAUUGCUCCAAGAGUUUGAUCUCGAGAUUCGUGAUAGGAGAGGAGCAGAAAAUGGUGUAGCGGAUCACCUCUCACGUCUUGAGUUCAAGGAGGACAUACCUAUUGAUGAUUCAUUUCCAGACGACCAUGUCAUGUCUCUUGAGAACAGAAAUGAUGCACCAUGGUAUGCUGACUACGUCAACUAUCUCGCAUGCGGAAUUUUACCCCCAGAGUUGGAUUACAAUAGAAGAAAAAGAUUUCUGAAUGAUGUUCGUCAUUAUUUCUGGGAAGAACCAUUCCUCUUUCGACGUGGAGUAGAUGGUCUAUUCCGACGAUGCAUCCCCGAAGACGAAACGUGUGACACAUGCCAAAGGACGGGAAACAUUGGAAGACGACAUGAAAUGCCACAAAGAUACAUCCUUGAAGUCGAACCAUUCGAUGUAUGGGGCAUCGAUUUUAUGGGACCAUUCCCAUCAUCCUGUGGAAAUCAAUAUCCCUCCGUGGAUGAUACGUGUUGUUACAUCGACGUCCUUGAACAAUUGGCAGACGAGAUAUUGGAAGAAUUACGCGAGGUUGAUCCCCUAGAAGUGGCCCUCAUGGCAAGCAAAGUAGAGACAUGCGUAGAUCAAGAAGAGGUGAACGUAUACUCCGAAAUCCUUGACGAAGAAGCUACAAUAUGCUCUAUGGAGACGCCUUGCCCCAUACACAAUGAAGUCGACGACAUCGAAUCACCACAACACGAUGAGAUUGUACCUAACAAGAAUUCCAAAUUGCGGUACCAUGACGAAUCAACCUCACCAGAGCUCCAUGAUGUUUGCCUUGUUGAAGAAGCAACCACAAAAACCAAAAACGACAUCGCCGAUGAAUGGGAUCCUAAGGUUGCACCAAAGGUGGAGUUGAAGCCGUUGCCACCAGGACUGAGGUAUGAAUUUCUUGGACCUAAUUCUUCAUACCCUGUCAUCAUUAAUGCCUCAUUGAAUGAACUGCACACCUCUAAGUUGUUAGAUACACUUAGAAAUCACAGAAAGGCGAUAGGGUAUUCAUUAGAUGAUAUGAAAGGCAUACACCCAUCCAUUUGCAUGCAUAGAAUUUUGAUGGAGGAUGGAUAUAAACCCUCAAUUGAGCACCAAAGACGUUUAAACCCGAAUAUGAAAGAAGUGGUUAAGAAAGAAAUCUUGAAACUACUCGAUGCUGGAAUAAUCUACCCUAUCUCUGAUAGUGAGUGGGUUAGUCCUGUUCAGGUAGUUCCAAAGAAAGGGGGAACAACUGUAGUCAAGAAUGAACGAAAUGAACUUAUCCCGACUAGGAUUGUAACUGGUUGGCGAAUGUGCAUUGAUUACAGAAAACUUAACAAAGCCACGCGCAAAGACCAUUUCCCCUUGCCCUUCAUUGACCAAAUGCUAGAAAGAUUAGCAAAACACAAAUACUUUUGCUUUCUAGAUGGCUACUCAGGUUUCUUUCAAAUUCCUAUCCAUCCUUCAGACCAAGAGAAAACCACAUUCACUUGUCCCUACGGAACAUUUGCCUAUAGGCGUAUGCCUUUUGGUUUAUGUAACGCACCAGCCACAUUUCAACGAUGCAUGAUGUCUAUAUUCUCUGAGUUUAUUGAGGACAUCAUGGAGGUAUUCAUGGACGAUUUCUCUGUCUAUGGUUCCUCCUUUGAUGUGUGUUUAAUGAAUCUUGCUCGAGUCUUAGACAGGUGUGAACAGGUAAACUUGGUUUUGAAUUGGGAAAAAUGUCACUUCAUGGUGCAAGAAGGAAUCGUUCUGGGACACAAAAUUUCUGAAAAAGGAAUCGAGGUUGAUCGGGCUAAAAUCGAGGUGAUUGAGCAAAUGAUACCCCCAACCAAUGUCAAAGGCAUCCGAAGCUUCCUAGGACAUGCAGGAUUCUACCGACGUUUCAUCAAAGACUUUUCAAAAAUUUCAAAACCUUUGACGGAGCUAUUGGGGAAGGAUAUUCAAUUUGUCUUUACAAAGCAAUGUCAUGAGGCGUUUGAGACUCUGAAGAAGUCAUUGAUCUCUCCACCGAUCAUUCAACCACCUGACUGGGGAAAGCCUUUCGAGCUGAUGUGCGACGCAAGUGACUAUGCCGUUGGAGCAGUCCUAGGUCAAAGAAAAGACAAGAAACUUCAUGCGAUAUACUAUGCAAACGGAUAUUCGGGGUUCUUCCAAAUCCCCAUUCACCCUAGCGACCAGGAAAAGACCACCUUCACAUGCCCAUAUGGCACCUUUGGAUACCGUAGGAUGCCCUUUGGUUUGUGUAAUGCACCGGCGACAUUUCAAAGAUGCAUGAAUGCGAUAUUUUUUGAUCUUAUUGAGGAUGUUAUGAAGGUGUUCAUGGAUGAUUUCUCUGUCCAUGGACCCUCCUUUCCUGUGUGUCUGAUGAAUUUGCGUCGAGUGUUGGACAGUUGAGUUGAGGCGAAUCUUGUGCUUAAUUGGGAGAAAUGUCAUUUCAUGGUCCAAGAGGGCAUUGUGUUGGGUCACAAGAUUUCAAGCAGAGGGAUUGAGGUUGAUCGGGCUAAGGUCGAAGUGAUAGAGAAGUUGCCGCCUCCACGGAAUGUUAAGGGAAUCCGGAGUUUCUUGGGACACAUCGGGUUCUAUAGGAGGUUCAUCAAGGACUUCUCCAAGAUUUCAAGGCCUUUGACGGAAUUACUUGCAAAGGAUGUGCCUUUUGAGUUCAUCCUUGAGUGCAAGGCUGCCUUUGAGACUUUGAAGAAUGCAUUGAUUUCUCCGCCUAUUAUUCAGCCGCCGGAUUGGGAAGCUCCCUUUGAGCUUAUGUGCGAUGCGAGUGAUUUCGCCGUUGGGACUGUUUUGGGCCAAAGGAAAGACAGAAAGCUUCGUGUUGUUUAUUAUGCGAGUCACGCCUUGGAUGAUGCACAAGUUAACUACUCCACGACCGAAAAGGAGCUACUCACCAUUGUCUUUGAUUUUGAGAAAUUUCGGUCCUACUUGGCCGGUUCAAAGGUGAUUGUGUACACCGACCACGCCGUUUUGAGGUAUCUCCUAUCCAAGAAGGAUGCCAAGCCGAGGUUGAUCGGAUGGAUUCUCUUGCUGCAAGAGUUUGACUUGGAGAUUAGGGAUAGGAAGGGUACGGAGAAUGGGGUAGCUGACCACUUAUCUCGGAUUGAGCGACAUGAGGAAGUUCCCAUUGAUGAUUGUCUCCGAGAUGAUUUUGUGAUGGCGGUGCAAGUCAAGGAGAGGGUGAUGAGGACAUCCCGGAGCUUGGAACAGGAACGGAGCUAGAAGCAGAGCUAGGAG
This is a messenger RNA of Tarenaya hassleriana, 8905 nucleotides long. RefSeq lists its product as uncharacterized. The record is from RefSeq and is a predicted model, not a curated record. NCBI's taxonomy places the organism in Eukaryota, Viridiplantae, Streptophyta, Magnoliopsida, Brassicales, Cleomaceae.